This is a messenger RNA of Gorilla gorilla gorilla (western lowland gorilla), 2404 nucleotides long. It is a transcript of the gene MAG, whose product is annotated as myelin associated glycoprotein. Gene Ontology annotation, cellular component: plasma membrane. Lineage: Eukaryota; Metazoa; Chordata; Mammalia; Primates; Hominidae. Bases 166 to 2046 code for a protein of 626 amino acids. The transcript has 11 exons. Gene Ontology annotation, molecular function: sialic acid binding. Gene Ontology annotation, biological process: cell adhesion. The record is from RefSeq and is a predicted model, not a curated record.
GCUGGCAAGUGGGGGCCUAGACCCUGGAAGGCAGGGGACUGCGAGCUGGGCUGGCGGAGCAGAGGUGCAGAAGCAACUGAGUCCAAGUUGUCUGGCAGCUUCAGGUGGACCCAGAAGACAUCCCCAACUCAGGGAGAUUCAGCGAUCACUCACUCGCUGUACAGAAUGAUAUUCCUCACCGCACUGCCUCUGUUCUGGAUUAUGAUUUCAGCCUCCCGAGGGGGUCACUGGGGUGCCUGGAUGCCCUCGUCCAUUUCGGCCUUCGAAGGCACGUGCGUCUCCAUCCCCUGCCGCUUUGACUUCCCGGAUGAGCUGCGGCCCGCUGUGGUGCAUGGUGUCUGGUACUUCAAUAGCCCCUACCCCAAGAACUACCCCCCGGUGGUCUUCAAGUCGCGCACCCAAGUAGUCCACGAGAGCUUCCAGGGCCGCAGCCGCCUCCUGGGGGACCUGGGCCUGCGAAACUGCACCCUCCUGCUCAGCAACGUCAGCCCCGAGCUGGGCGGGAAGUACUACUUCCGUGGGGACCUGGGCGGCUACAACCAGUACACCUUCUCAGAGCACAGCGUCCUGGAUAUCGUCAACACCCCCAACAUCGUGGUGCCCCCAGAGGUGGUGGCAGGCACGGAAGUGGAGGUCAGCUGCAUGGUGCCGGACAACUGCCCAGAGCUGCGCCCUGAGCUGAGCUGGCUGGGCCACGAGGGGCUGGGGGAGCCCGCUGUGCUGGGCCGGCUGCGGGAGGACGAGGGCACCUGGGUGCAGGUGUCACUGCUGCACUUCGUGCCCACGAGGGAGGCCAACGGCCACAGGCUGGGCUGCCAGGCCUCCUUCCCCAACACCACCCUGCAGUUCGAGGGCUACGCCAGCCUGGACGUCAAGUACCCCCCGGUGAUUGUGGAGAUGAACUCCUCGGUGGAGGCCAUCGAGGGCUCCCACGUAAGCCUGCUCUGUGGGGCUGACAGCAACCCCCCGCCGCUGCUGACCUGGAUGCGGGACGGGACAGUCCUCCGGGAGGCGGUGGCCGACAGCCUGCUCCUGGAGCUGGAGGAGGUGACCCCCGCCGAGGACGGCGUCUAUGCCUGCCUGGCUGAGAAUGCCUAUGGCCAGGACAACCGCACCGUGGGGCUCAGUGUCAUGUAUGCACCCUGGAAGCCGACGGUGAACGGGACAAUGGUGGCCGUAGAGGGGGAGACGGUCUCUAUCUUGUGCUCCACACAGAGCAACCCGGACCCUAUUCUCACCAUCUUCAAGGAGAAGCAGAUCCUGUCCACGGUCAUCUACGAGAGCGAGCUGCAGCUGGAGCUGCCGGCCGUGUCACCCGAGGAUGAUGGAGAGUACUGGUGUGUGGCUGAGAACCAGUAUGGCCAGAGGGCCACCGCCUUCAACCUGUCUGUGGAGUUCGCCCCUGUGCUCCUCCUGGAGUCCCACUGCGCGGCAGCCCGAGACACAGUGCAGUGCCUGUGCGUGGUGAAGUCCAACCCGGAGCCGUCCGUGGCCUUUGAGCUGCCGUCGCGCAAUGUGACCGUGAACGAGAGCGAGCGGGAGUUCGUGUACUCGGAGCGCAGCGGCCUCGUGCUCACCAGCAUCCUCACGCUGCGGGGGCAGGCCCAGGCCCCGCCCCGCGUCAUCUGCACCGCGAGGAACCUCUAUGGCGCCAAGAGCCUGGAGCUGCCCUUCCAGGGAGCCCAUCGACUGAUGUGGGCCAAGAUCGGGCCUGUGGGCGCCGUGGUCGCCUUUGCCAUCCUGAUUGCCAUCGUCUGCUACAUUACCCAGACACGCAGGAAAAAGAACGUGACAGAGAGCCCCAGCUUCUCGGCAGGGGACAACCCUCCCGUCCUGUUCAGCAGUGACUUCCGCAUCUCUGGGGCACCAGAGAAGUACGAGAGCGAGAGGCGCCUGGGAUCUGAGAGGAGGCUGCUGGGCCUUCGGGGUGAGCCCCCAGAGCUGGACCUGAGCUAUUCUCACUCGGACCUGGGGAAACGGCCCACCAAGGACAGCUACACGUUGACGGAGGAGCUAGCUGAGUAUGCUGAAAUCCGGGUCAAGUGAAGGAGCUGGGGGCAGCCUGCGUGGCUGACCCCCCUCAGGACCCUCGCUGGCCCCCACUGGCUGCGGGCUCCCUUCCUCCCAAAAGUAGCGGGGGCUGGGGCAGGAGGGGAAUGAGGCAGGUGACAGUGAGGUCCUGGGGGCCUGACAUCCCCCUCCUUCCCAGCUGCCCCUCCCUGCCAGCACCCCCAUGCCCUCAUUACGGCUCCUCUCUAACCUCCUUUACCCUCAUCUGUCUGGAGGGGAGCUCUGUCUGUCCGUGUUAUUUAUUGCUACUCCCUGCCUGGUCUCCUGCCCCCACACCUGGCCCUGGGGCCUGUACAAAAGGGACAUGAAAUAAAUGCCCCGAAGCAAAAUGCCA